Messenger RNA from Blepharisma stoltei, 627 nucleotides. The record is from the annotation of a GenBank genome assembly. Lineage: Eukaryota; Ciliophora; Heterotrichea; Heterotrichida; Blepharismidae.
AUGUGUAAGGUGGAAGAAAUGGAGAUACACAUAGUUGAAAGCUGCCCGCAAUAUGCUGACAAAAGAAAAAGACUAUUAGAAAGACUGCAACUUAUUGAAUAUCCGUGAUGGGAAGUUGGACUAGCUGAAACAGUACUAUAUGGACAUAGAUUCGAGCUGAACUUAGAGAAAUGAGAAAAGGAAAAUGAAAAUGCAAGCGUUGACGCGGUAGACAGGGCUAUCAAGCACUUCCAUGAGGAGAUACUAAUUUCAAGAGCAAAAAAGCAUAAACUGAUAAAGGAGAAGGACGAGCUAUUGACGAAGAAAAGUGAAGGGACAAGGCAGUUUAAAAUAGAGGAUUGAUUAAUUAGGAAAAUAAAAAAACCCAUAAAGGGUUUUGCUGCAGGCAUUGCCUGUUGAGCUAUAAAGGUAAAGGUAAAGGCAUUUAUUUAUGAACUUUGUGGAAGAAUGGCUAAAAGUCGAAUUAGAGAUCCAAAAGUAAAACUGACAAUAGCAAGUACUAUUUUAUUAGCACUAUUGAAUCCUGUUACCAAUUCAGUCAUUCAAUCCUUGUACAAUGGUAAUCAGAUUAGCUUUAAUUUAUGAAUCAAUAAAUUUAAUGCAAGUUAUUGUAUUGUGCUUGGCUAA